Messenger RNA from Moneuplotes crassus, 1950 nucleotides. The record is from the annotation of a GenBank genome assembly. NCBI's taxonomy places the organism in Eukaryota, Ciliophora, Spirotrichea, Euplotida, Euplotidae.
CCAAAUUCAGCCCUAUUCUAAGCGAAGAUAUACAAAUCCUCCACAAUGACAGCAUCUGCCUCCUCCAAAAGUACCAUUCCGCAUAAAUCCUUUAGUAACUUCAACUCAAGGCUUAGCUCCUCAGAGGAUGAAGAGACUGCCAAAGAGGAAAGAGAUCCUGAGAUAAAAGAUAUCCUAGACUUUACAAACCAAUUUUACCAGUUUUAUAAGAAGGCAAAACGGAAUAAUAAAUCUACAGCCAGCAAAAGAAUUAUUCAGCGCCCAUUAUCUAGGUUUAGAAUGAAACCUCUUAGUCCUAGCCCAAGUCUUAGGGCAAGAUUGAGAGAGAAGAUAGAAACAAAACCUAAGUUCGGAAGAGUUCAUCGCAGAGUUAGAUCAAAGCCUAAAAUAAUCACAAAAAGUUUACAGAAAACUUUUAAAAAUAAACUUAGCGUUGUUCAGAGAUACGUUAUGAAUGAUACUACGGGAGAAGAAAUGAAGCAAAGGUCCUUCAAGAAGAGUAAACGAAAUCAAACCAGUAACAGCAAGUCAGGAAAAUCACCUUCAAAGCCAAGAAUAGACUUAACAAAGGAAGUGAAGCCAAAAGAAAAGGAGGAGAAGAAAGAUUCUGUUCCAAAUAAAAUUCAUAAAAGAAGGGCUAGCAUUCUCAGGAACUACAGUAUGCAACCUAGAGUUUCCAAAUACAGGAGGAAAAUGUCUAGCUUAAACCAGCUCUUCGAAAGUGUUCAAAGAAUGCUAAACAGAAACAAUCCGAAAAUAAACCUGGUUGAUCAAAACGGGCUUCCAGUCAUGAACGAGAGCAGCGCCGAGACACUAGAGACAGGAAAGAAUUCGAGCAUAAAGAAAAAUCUUAAGAAAAAAGGCAAUUUCACUGCAAAAUUUAGAAGAACUAAUAAUAAUCCGAAAGUCACACGGCUAGGUGAAGAAAAGCGGGAGAGCAAAAAGCAAAUGCAAAACUGUAGAAGUAGUGAUUUGAGGUCUGUUGAUGAUUCAAGCAAGCAAUCAAUAGACAACCCCUUCUCUCCAGCCCCUGAUUCUAUCUCUGGUGGUUUUGACCAGACUUUCAAUUCUGCUCUUCUGAAGCAAGAUUUUCUCAAAGUUCAAAGUAAAUCUGGCAAACGGAAGUCCAUAGAUGAUUUUGAAAUUCUUGAGUGUCUGAAAAUUGGCAAUCAUUCUAAAGUAUACUCUGUUUUAGAUAAAAAUAUGAGGAAAUAUGCACUCAAAGUGUAUAAAUAAAUAUUACAUUUACAGCAAAGAAACUAAUACAACUUUGAUGGAUAUCAAGAGAGAGAAGUACUGCUUGAGAGAAUUGCGGAAAUAACAAUUUUAUUGUGAACCUCAAAAGUCAGUUCCAGGAUGACAAGAACUUCUAUCUUCUAACUGAGUAUCUGAGUCAGGAAAAUUUAGAGCAGAGAAUCAAGUCCAAGCUCGGGCUUUCACAAGGAGAGAUUAGCUUCUAUCUUUCUGAGAUAAUCUGAGCUCUCAAGAGUAUUCACGACAGUAAUAUUAUUUACAGAAAUCUCAUGCCUGAUAACGUAUUGUUUUCCAAAGAAGGUCAUGUCAAGCUCAUUGAUUUCGGAAUUUCCAAGAAAUUUAAUAGCCUAAAUGACUCAAGGACAUACACCAUCUGAGGCACUCCAGGAUACCAAAGCCCAGAAAUGCUGUUUGGCAAUGGCUACAACCACAAAAGUGAUAUCUGGGCUCUAGGAGUGACUAUGUGUGAAGUAUUGGGUGGUGCUCUUCCUUUCAACAGCAACGACCCAGUGCGGAUCCAUUGCAAAGUGGUCAAUAAUGAAUACAUGAUGCCUAAAUAACCUUAAAAAAGAGAUGAAAGACCUACUUAAGAAAAUAUUCGUGUGAUUCCCUGAAGACAGGAUCUCCUUGCCUGAGAUCAUGGCGCACCCUGCUUUCUCAGAAAUAAAAUGGAAAGAAGUUAUGAUGUUGAAAUAG